Triplophysa dalaica is the source of this 4804-nucleotide messenger RNA. RefSeq names its product ARVCF delta catenin family member b (gene arvcfb). The transcript is spliced from 24 exons. Bases 667 to 3795 code for a protein of 1042 amino acids. The record is from RefSeq and is a predicted model, not a curated record. NCBI's taxonomy places the organism in Eukaryota, Metazoa, Chordata, Actinopteri, Cypriniformes, Nemacheilidae. Gene Ontology annotation, biological process: cell-cell adhesion; cell-cell junction assembly. Gene Ontology annotation, molecular function: cadherin binding. Gene Ontology annotation, cellular component: nucleus; plasma membrane; adherens junction.
CACAAGAGCUGCAGCUCAGCGCACUUGUAGUAGCGUCCACAGGCAGUCAGACUUAGCCUCGGAAGAAUCCAAUAAAAGUGAUAGGGUUUCUUUGUGCUGCCCGUACUGUAAGCAUAGUGACAUUUUACGAGUCAUUUUUUCCCAUUUAAAUUCUAUCGUUUGCUUCCUAUUAUAACACGUUUGGUUUGAAAAAGUGAGGAGUGAGUUGAAAAAUCUGUGGAAGAUGCAGCAAGCUCAUCGUGGAAUCAUCCGCUCAUACUGUUGACAAGUUGAAGGAGUGUGCUGCCUGCUGCUGUCGUUGUAACUCACAGAGGAGCGAGCUCCGCCAGACAGAGAGCACAGCUGGAACGCUCCUGUACUGUGCCCUAUUUGCAGUCUCUGUGGUUCUUCGUUAGCGCUGGAAGGUGACUAAACACCUGACCCGCUGCUGUUUCAGGCAGAAGUUCCCGGGAGGAGAGCUCCAGGUACAGUCUGCCCACUCUAACAGCUUUUAACAACCCCAAUUGCUCUCACAGCCCAGUCGACAUCAAAGCGUCUCAGUCUCUUGCUCUCUCGCCUCGCCGCUGGGCACAUCUCCUCCUGUGUGAACUUCUAGGGGAAUGUCUGUCCUUUAACCACCUCUAUCCGCACUAACUGAUAGCACAUAAUUUUGGACAAACCGCUACUAUGGAAGACUAUGACGUGCCGUCGGCCGCUAGCAUCCUGGCCUCAGUCAAAGAGCAGGAGGCUCGCUUUGAGCGUCUCACCAGAGCCCUUGAAGAGGAACGCCGCAACGUCUCCCUGCAGCUGGAACGCGGCAGCCUUCCUUCAGAUAGGUUGGCGGGUGGGACCACGGGCAUGAGCAACCAACCGCUGGCCUGGCAACAGAUGGUCAUGCAGGAGCAGAGCCCCAGUAAUCAGACAUCACUGGCCAUGAUGCAGGAGCCCCAGGAGGUUGUGGAGGAGACGGUAACCAUAGAGGAGGACCCCGGCACACCCACCUCUCAUGUUUCAGUGGUCACCUCUGACGAUGGGACCACACGCCGCACAGAGACUAAGGACCAUUUAACUAAUAUGAAGGUAACCAAGGUUGUUAAAACCAUCACGCGCCGAACCUUCCAGCCCGUGAUCCUGACUGAAUCCAAACCAUCUACUCCCAUUUCCACACCUAUCCCUCCAUCGACGCCAAAACCAUCUGAAACAAAACCAGUGACUAAGAUGGUCAAGACGGUCACAACGCGAACAGUUCGACAGGUGCCGCUGGGUCCAGAUGGCCUUCCUCUUCCAGAAGGUUCUUCUCCGCUGGGGAGUUACACCGACUCCAUUGAUCGGCGCUACAUGAAAAACGGCGACCGCUUCAUCACGCCCCAGGCCACCUCCACCCUCACACGCUCCUACAACAAUUAUGCCGACUCCUACAGCGACACUCCGGACCCUCAGUUUCGCCACUACGCACUUCACGACGGAUACGGGGAUGUGACGGAGAACUAUGGAAGCCUCUCUCGUGGAGUCAACUACAGGCCCUAUAGGCCCUAUAUGGCCGCUGGAGGAUACCGACCGGAGAACUGCUACACUCUUCCCAUACGGAAGGAAGAUUAUGGGCAUGUGGCUCAGCCACAGGUCCCCAUGGGCAGUAGCACCGUGGAUCUCAAUCGGUCUCAGCCCGAGCGCUUCCAGCCAGAGCCCUAUGGCCUGGAGGAUGACAGACGCAGCUUAGGCCAAGACGAAGAGGAGCCGUUUGACCUAGAGCCUGAUUAUUCCACAGCUAACCGCCGCACGCUCCCCGGGCGUUCCAUUCGUGAACCGCUACGUAACGGCCCACGCGUAAGAGGAUACGAGGACCCCAUAGAGGCCGAAUUAAUCGAUGAAAGGCACCCCUACAUCCACGGAAUGUACCCCGCACCUCUUGCCCAACCUGAAAGAGGCAGCUUGGCCAGUCUCGAUCGCAUGGGCGGCCGCCGAUCCCCCUCAAUCGACAGCAUCCGUAAGGACCCCCGCUGGAGGGACCCCGACCUUCCUGAGGUCAUCGCUAUGUUGGGUCAUCCUAUCGAUCCAGUCAAGUCCAAUGCGGCCGCCUACCUGCAGCACCUCUGCUACGAGAACGACAAGAUAAAGAAGGACGUCAGGCAGCUCAAAGGGAUCCCUGUGCUGGUGGGCUUGUUGGAUCAUCCUAAAUCUGAGGUCCAUCGCAAGGCCUGCGGAGCACUGAGGAAUAUCUCCUUUGGCAAAGACCAUGACAACAAAGUGGCCAUCAAGAACUGUGACGGGAUUCCCGCUCUCAUUCGCCUGAUGAGGAAAACCAACGACAUGGAAGUUCGUGAACUCAUCACAGGGACGCUGUGGAACUUGUCGUCCUAUGAGCCGCUGAAGAUGGUGAUUAUUAACCAUGGGCUUCAGACGAUGACUAAUGAGGUUGUCAUCCCUCAUUCGGGCUGGGAACAAGAACCCAAUGAGGAUUCGAAGCCACGCGAUGCCGAGUGGACCACUGUCUUUAAGAACACCUCGGGAUGUCUAAGGAAUGUGAGUUCAGAUGGUGCAGAGGCACGCAGACGCUUGAGAGAGUGUGAGGGGCUGGUGGAUGCUCUGCUGCAUGCGCUGCAGUCUGCUGUUGGGAAGAAAGACAUGGACAAUAAGUCUGUGGAGAAUUGUGUUUGCAUCAUGAGGAACCUGUCCUACCACGUGCAUAAGGAGGUUCCAGGAGCUGAGAAGUUUCAGGACCCCUCAGCUCUUCAGGGUCCCGACUCUUCGGGCCCUCAGAGGAAGAAGAAAGAUGACGCUGGCUGCUUCGGAGGAAAAAAGGCCAAAGAGGAAUGGUUUAAUCAAGGGAGGAAAAAUGGAGAACAUGACAAAAACUAUGACACACUGGACCUACCCAAGCGCACAGAGCCCACUAAAGGUUUUGAAUUACUCUAUCAGCCGGAAGUGGUUCGUCUAUAUCUGUCCUUGCUUACGGAGAGUCAGAACUAUAACACUCUUGAAGCAGCGGGCGGGGCUUUGCAGAAUCUCAGCGCUGGACAGUGGACCUGGUCGAACUAUAUCCGUGCGACGGUGCGUAAAGAGAAAGGCCUGCCUAUCCUCGUGGAGCUCCUGCGUUCUGAUUCAGAUAAGGUGGUGCGAGCUGUUGCCAUCGCACUGAGGAAUCUGUCCAUCGACCGCCGCAACAAAGACCUCAUAGGGAGUUACGCCAUGAGGGACUUGGUUAGCAAUCUGCCGAGUGGCCAACAGCGGCCAGCCAAGAACCUAGAGGAAGAUACGGUGGUGGCCAUCUUAAACACCAUCCAUGAAAUCAUCACUGACAGCUCUGAGAACGCUCGCUCUCUCAUGACCGCACAAGCUAUCGACAAACUAGUGGCCAUCAACAGGACCAGCCAGUCGGCGAGGGAGACCAAAGCUGCCUCCCAUGUACUCCAGACGGUUUGGAGCUAUAAGGAGUUGAGAAAUGCCCUGACCAAGGAUGGCUGGAAUAAGACGCACUUCCAGCCUAUAGCGUCCGGCACUCCCAAAGGGUCCAAGAGCUGCAAGCCGGGCUACGAUGACACAACCCUCCCCCUGAUGGAAAAGAACCAAGGCAGCAGAGGGUGUGGCAGUGGUGAUAUGAUACCUAUGGAUGAAUUUGGUCCAGAUGGAUAUUCAACGAUCAACCAGAGAGACAGUAACUUAAAGUACAAAAGCAGCGACGGUUCGUCUGACCUGCAGGAACGAGAACCAUUAAAGAAUGACACAAAUAGGAAACACUAUAUCAGGAGCAACAGGCCAACUGUCAGUCUGGUGGAUGCUUGUGAUGUUAAACCUCAGCCUGUUGACUCCUGGGUCUAAAUGCAUGCAUGGCUUAGCUCGCAACAGCGCUACAUCUCUACCACACAAGGAUUUCACGAGUCACCACUGCCAUUAACCACAGAACUCACCGUGAUGUGGACUUAGCUGAAGACUUUCAGCUAAAAAUGCGAGAGAAGGGAACUUUCAUUCAACAGCCAAAAUUUUGAGGUUUCUCGACAUCUGAAAAGAAACUUAUUUGAAAAAGAAAAAUCUACCAUCUCUCAUAUGUACAUUCAGACGUAUUGAACCCGGAACAGAGGAUCUGCCGUCGUGGAGCUAGAAUGAUGGAUUUGAGUGUACAGGAAGUGCUAUAAUGGACGUGGAUGUGAAGGAAUCGGAAAAGAGGAUGUAAAAAGCAUAUUUUUAUGUCAAAACAAAAAAUAUAUAUAAUUUCUCUGUUAUUUUUGUUGUAUGUAUCUACCUGAUUAUUGUUUUGUUUGUGGAUUUAUGUUGACCCCAGAAUUGCAGUGAGGUUUUGCAAUGAGUUUUAAUGAAGGUUGAGGUUUUCUGAAGGGAUGGGCUGUUGUGAGCCAUGAAGGACACUUGAGAAUGGAGUAAAUUGAAAGGUUUUUUGUUAUUUACAAUGGUGUGGCAGCACAUAAGACGUCUGGGGGUUCUAUAUUGAAAUGCACGCUUUUGCGAUUUCUAUGUGCUGGCUUUAUAAAGCAACUUUAAAGACAUGAUAUCACUGUGUUCGUUUCUUCUCGCCGAGAACUGUACUUCAACAGCGGGGGUUUACCCUGCACACUGACAUCUGCUUUUAGCGAAACUGAAAAGAGGGGAGCGGCUAUGCUUUGACUCAGAUUUGGUCGGCUGAUCCUGUAUUUCCCUUGGGAUGGUGAACUCCAAAGACAUGCUGGGUAAUACUGGUGCUUAUCAGCUCUUGGUUUGGUUUCUUUAAGGAGUGAUAAGAAAAAACGAUUUGUUUAUAUGUAGAUUGUGAAAUGAGGGAUACUAGGAGGAUCCACUUGCUCCUGUUUGAAUAAAAGUAGAUUUUCAAAGCAUUUUA